GCAGUUUCAGGAGCAAUCAUUAUCAAACUAGUUGAUUUUCCUGCCAUCCCUUUAGCCUCUUUCAGAUUUAAAGACUUUGGAGAGAUUCUGGCUGGAAACUACAGGAAUGAUCUGCUCAUAGAUGUCAUUGGAGCUUUCCAAGAUAUUACUAAUACAAAUAAAAAGGGAACAAUCAUAAGAUCAGUCACUUUUCUUCUUAAGGAUGCUAGGUGGUUUUUAGUUAAACUUAUUAAUUUAUCCAUAUUCUAAGUAUAUACCAACUUUAUUUGAUAUCAUGCGUAUAAAUACAGUGGCCUAAUGAUUCAUGCCACACUUUGGGAUGAGUCUGCAAAGCAAUUCUUUGAUGCUUUUAGCCAGGCAAAUGGACCUGAAACAAUCUUCAUUGUUCUCAAGCAUGUGAGGGCUAGAGAAGCACAAGGUAUUUAUCCUUUGUGUGUCACCAAUACCUGGUCUGGAACUAAGGUCAUAAUCAAUGCUGAGAUUCCUGAAAUUGCUGAGUUUAAGACUAGAUUUGCAGAACUUCCAAUUGAUGAUGUCAAUGCAAGCCAACAAUUGUCACAACUUACCCAAGGAUCUCAGAUGACUCAACAAGGGGAUAUCAUGAAUAAGGCUCAUUUUCUCACUCUUUCUGAGGUCAAUCAUGUGAUGCAUGAAACCAUUUGUGUAACUAUUGCUGAAAUAAAAAAGAUCAAUGCCAACAAAUAUGGAUGGAUCUAUGAUGGAUGCAAUUUUUGUACUAAAGGUGUGAGGAUGGAUAAUGGCCAACUCAAAUGUAGAGGAAACCAUAUUAAUGAUGAAGCAAAACCCAGAUUUAGGGUUGAGGUUGAAGCUGUUUACAAGAAUGAUAAGGCAAAGUUUUUGUUAUGGGAAAAUGAUGUUGCAUCCAUCAUGGGAAUGUCUGCUCAGGAGCUGAAAGAACAGUUGGUUGAGGUUAACAUUUUCCAUUACUUCUAA
Molecule: messenger RNA, 954 nt
Organism: Medicago truncatula (barrel medic)
Lineage: Eukaryota; Viridiplantae; Streptophyta; Magnoliopsida; Fabales; Fabaceae
Exons: 6
Coding region: 298-954 (218 amino acids)
Source: RefSeq, a predicted model, not a curated record